Molecule: messenger RNA, 273 nt
Organism: Letharia columbiana
Lineage: Eukaryota; Fungi; Ascomycota; Lecanoromycetes; Lecanorales; Parmeliaceae
Exons: 1
Coding region: 1-273 (90 amino acids)
Source: RefSeq, a predicted model, not a curated record
AUGCCGCUAGACGUCCAUCCGGAGCAAAACGCGGCUCGUAAGAAAAAGCGGGCCUUUGCAUUGCUCACCGAAGACCCCGAUUUCCCCGCAGCCAGCUCGUGCAUCUGUAGCAGCAGACACCAGAUCUACCUCGAUACACUGUCAAGAAACGAUCGAUCGAUCGAUCAUCUCAACACCGAGCAGACCUGCUUCGAGCCGAACGAAGGCGGGCCAAAAGCCAUUCCGGUCGUGCACUCCUUCGGCGUCUCGCUGGCGAAGACGGUUGUCGCGUAG